Scatophagus argus is the source of this 4298-nucleotide messenger RNA. RefSeq names its product mitogen-activated protein kinase kinase kinase 22 (gene map3k22). The record is from RefSeq and is a predicted model, not a curated record. Lineage: Eukaryota; Metazoa; Chordata; Actinopteri; Scatophagidae. The transcript has 18 exons. The coding region runs from base 461 to 2329 and encodes 622 amino acids. Gene Ontology annotation, biological process: protein phosphorylation. Gene Ontology annotation, molecular function: protein binding; ATP binding; protein kinase activity.
UGUGUGUGUGUGAGAGAGAGAGAGAGAGAGAGAGAGAGAGUGUGUGUGGAGACAAGCGAAGAGCAGGGUGAAAAAACUUUACUCUGAAACACGACAGCACAGCGCAGUGUGUUCCUGUCUGUGAACGCAGCUCUGACUGGAUUAUGCGCCUCGGCGGAAGAAGGGAAAAUCCUCCUUUCUGAACACAGCUUGUGUUUGUGCAUUUCAGCGCUUCAGGACAGAGCGAGUGUCCGGAUAUCAGCCCGCUGUUUUGGGAACAUUUUCUCUCUGCAUCUGUUGGGAUUUUUUCCCUGCUCUUCCUCUCGCUUGUCUCGCCAUAACUUAAACUCGCCGAUUAAUUCGUCUUUCUAAAUCCCGCAGCCACAACAAGAACAUGGAGACCCAGAGAUAACAAGGAUGAAAUCUUCGCUUGCUGAGAGAAUUUGAGCUCUGUGCUCGAGUUCAACAGGGCCACUUCCUGAUGAUGACAGUAAACAUGGAUGACGGUCUCCAAAAUGGACCGGGACAGCACAGGAACUCUCAAGAUGACGAGGAGGCGCUUAACUCCAUAAUGAAGGACCUGGCAGCCCUGGGUCGCUGCUACACCCAGCACAACAGCCACAAGCCCAAGAACAGAACCUUACUCUACAAACAGGAUUUAAGAGUCAAGCUGGAGCAUGAGAGAGAAAAACGAAUCAUCCCAUUCCAGAGGCCGCUGAAGAUCAAGGAGCUACUGCAGAAAGUGACUGAGGCCUUUGGCCAGCAGAUGGACAUGUUCUUCAUGGAGAAAGAGCUGAUGCUGCCCCUGAAGACGCAGGAAGAUCUGGAUCAGGCGGUGCUGACAUUGAGCUGCAGCUCGGGAGCCAAUGGGUUGCUCAGGAUUCUGCUCAAGACCCCCAAGAACAACCAUUACCUACAGGUGAACAGCAGGGACAAACAGAGCGAGAUGAGGUCAUCACGGUCACUGGGAGAUCUGAAGGGCUCCCUCCUCAAGGGCUCGGAGAGGGUGCGCAAACACUCUACAGGUUCCCUGCACACAGGUCGGACGUCCCCGCCUCCCGGCAGCGUCCCCGAGGAGCAGCAGCAGAUUGCCCGCCAGGGCUCUUACACCAGCAUCCACAGUGAAGGGGAGUUCAUCCCGGAGACCCACGACCAGAAUAUGCUGGAUCCCUUUGGGAGUGCAGACAACUCACUGUCGAGCAGCUGUCAAUCAAUAGAUCAAGCACUGGACAGUCCUCCUUUUUCCCAGAACAACCGUGACAAUAAUUACCUGAACCUCAACUAUGAAUACAAAGGUCGCCAUGGGAAAGGGGGGACUUUCCCUCGCCAGUUCCAGUUGCCCAAUCGCAGCAAGGAUUAUGGAGACCGUCGUAGGACACUUCCGCGCAGCUUCAUGCCACAGGAGAACCUGUUUCAGCUGGUUCCUUCCAGUCGCACACGCAGUUAUAACGGAGACAGCACGCUGCAGUACAGCGACCUGCGCUCACUGGGCCGCACCGCCGACAAAAGCUGCCAGCGUGGAACAUCCAAGUCCCCUCGGGCGCCAGUCAACUGGCGACAAGGAAAGCUUUUGGGGCGCGGCGCGUUCGGAGAGGUCUACCUCUGUUAUGAUGCCGACACCGGCCGCGAGUUGGCUGCCAAACAGGUGCCCUUUGAUCCCGACUGUAAAGAAACCAGCAAGGAGGUGAAUGCUUUGGAGUGUGAGAUUCAGCUGCUGAAGAACCUGCGUCAUGAGCGGAUUGUUCAGUACUACGGUUGUCUCCGGGAUCUCGAACAGAAGAAACUAACCAUUUUUGUCGAGUUCAUGCCCGGGGGCUCAAUAAAGGACCAGCUGAAAGCCUACGGUGCCCUGACAGAGAAGGUGACGAGGAGAUACACCAGACAGAUCCUCCAAGGAGUUUCCUACCUGCACAGCAACAUGAUUGUACACAGAGACAUCAAAGGUGCUAACAUCCUGAGAGACUCAUCGGGGAACGUGAAGCUGGGAGACUUUGGAGCCAGCAAACGUAUCCAGACCAUCUGCAUGUCUGGUACAGGAAUCAAGUCUGUCACUGGCACCCCCUACUGGAUGAGUCCGGAAGUCAUCAAUGGGGAGGGCUAUGGCCGCAAAGCUGAUGUAUGGAGUGUUGCCUGCACUGUUGUGGAAAUGUUAACCCAGAAACCUCCGUGGGCUGAGUAUGAGGCCAUGGCAGCCAUUUUUAAAAUUGCCACUCAGCCUACGAAGCCCAUGCUCCCCGAGGGCGUGUCCGACGCAUGCAGGGACUUCCUGCGGCAGGUGUUUGUGGAGGAGAAGUGGCGGCCCACUGCAGACGUUCUGCUCAGCCACCCGUUCGUCCAGGGCAGCUUCUGAGGUGCGUGGAUCUCCUCCCCUCCCCUGCCUGCGAGGCCUUCACGGCCCCGACGCCUCCUCUCCUCUCCGGCCCGCCCCGUCCCCUGGACUCCCACCAUCCUACUGUUACCAGGACCCAGGGCUCAGUAUCACUCCAGCUUCCUGCCCUGCUAUCUUUCACCAGUGUCUGCCUGGUCAGGACCACCACAUCUCUCGCCAACUAGCUCAACCUGGAUUUUUCACAGAGAGGCCAGGUUGAUUGCAUCAGACCUCCAGAGUACUCCGAGGCACAGAAGUGUCAUUCCCCCAGGAGGGGAGCAAUGAGACAGCACUUUGCAGCCUCACAAGCUACAGACUGCUGUCCUCUAACAAGAGCAGGAAGUGGCCCAAGUUAGAGAGCAGGGAUGUCUCAAGCCUUUCUGGGUCUUUGUACUCACUUACUGCUGCAGAACAGUGUCUAGGUUUGGACGUCAUCAUGACUGACCGCUGACAUUGAUCACAUGUGACAGUACUCUAAGUUACUCAUCAGCUUAAGUUAGCUGUGAGGGAAAUUAAGAUGGUAAAAUAUUUUUAUAUGACAGACAAUAACGCAUACAGAGUCAUCUUAGCAAAUGAGUUUUCUACUGUCAGCUAAAAAACGUUUAAAUGUAUUUUUGUCAACGCCUUACAAUCAGAAUUUGUAAGCAAGAAUGUCUUUUUUUUAAAGCAUCUUAGAGGGUUGCACUACCCUACUUUCAUAGCACUCACAAGCCCAUUUAGAAGGAUUGUCAACAUUGCACUUUUGAUAUCAUGCAUUGAAAUAUUUCCAACAUGCAAGAUAAUCAACUGAGGAGAUAUUUUUUCUAUGUGAAGCCUUUUUUAUAUACAAUUUCAUAUUGAGAAUUGUGUGGAUUGUUCCAGAUGAAAAGAAAAAAAAAUACAAACUUUUACAUUAGUGUGCAAUGACUUUUAAGCAAUACCAACACCUCUGUUGGCGUCUGUGACAUCCAUUCCAGCUUCCCAUGCAGUGAGCCUUGGGUCCACAGGAAGAAAAAAAAAAACAAAGUGGCCAAAGAAAAGUUUCAGUGAAAGAAACUUUCGACGAUGUUAGACUAAAGUUAAUGUGCAGUAUUAGUCAUGUUGGAUUGUUUUGUCACCUCAGAGCCCUGUAGCCUUUCCUAUGUUAUGGCAGCUUUGUGCACAGUAAACUGCACAGACCAAAUCAGAUGCAUUGACGUCACAUCGUGUUAGUAUGAAAAACAUGAAUUGAAUGAAUUAGACUGAAGCAAGAGUCUCAUUUAUGGUUUUGUUCUAUGAAUCUUGUCACCCCAUGCCUUUGCAUUGCUUCCCACACUUUAUGAAUGGAUGACUUAGUGACCACUUGGCAGCACACCUCACUCUGUGUAACGUCAUGUGACAUGUCGCCAAAAAAGGGGUCCAGUUGGGACGACGGAGCUGAACGCUGUAUUCUUUAAAGUAAUGAGAUGAUACUUUAACGGAGGAGAUCGACAUUGGGGUGUGGUGGCUAGCUGUGAUGCAGUGGCACUUAAGGAAUGAUCAAAUCUUUUUCGACCCUUGUUAGUGCCUUAUCUGGAUCUUCUUGUAAACACAAAUGUUCACUGCCAAAGCCGAAAGCUUCUUAAUUAGGUGAGCAGCUGUUCAGUAAGAGAGCACACACAGGAUUUGCUUUAUUUACUUUUUAAGUUUUUUUAUACUGCAAAAAUAUACUGUAAAUAUAUAUUGUUCUGCACUUUUUUUUUUAAGAAAUUUCUUUACAUUAUAUACAAAUCUAUUUGAUGAAAUAGCUACGGUAUAUAGUAGAUUGUACUGUGAUUUAGACAGGACUAUGUAUGAUUGUCUCUUUGAGAGCUGUAGGCAGUAUGAAAAGGCUGGGAGGCUUUCGAUUGGGACAUAGUUUGUUUUGUCUUAAUGACAAAGCCUUGAAACAUGAAAUGUAUCAAGUCAUUGAUCUUUUGUACAUUUAACUUAAUAAAUCCAAGGUCUAAGACUA